AUGGAGCGUGAUGAUUUUCGAAAUCAAAAAAUUCAGGAAUUUGUAAUUCGCGUUCGUACUAUCCCCUAUGGUGCUAUGUUGGAAAAAAACGACGCAACUAAAAUUGCUAAACUUUUCCUUCGUGCCCGGAAGUUUGAUGUUACUAGGGCACUCGAGUUGUACAAAUCGUAUAAACAUGUUCGCUACAGCAACCAAUUGGAAGCCAUCGAUCCCUUAGAAGAAGGUGUUAGACGGGAACUUUUGUCCGAAAAAUUUACCGUUUUGUCGCAUUCCUCAAGCAUUGAUCCAACGGUGAUGGUGUUUACAGUUCGCCGACACUGGCCACCCAAUUGCACGGACAGGGACGUGCUCAAAGGCAUUAUCUACCAAUUGGACGCAGCGCUUCUUGAUGAACAAACACAGGAACAGGGUGUGACCGUGAUCUACGAUAUGACUGAUGCCAAAUACUCAAACUUUGGCGCCGAUCUCUCCAUGAAAUUGCUCAAUCUCCUCACCGUAAGUGAUUGUGCUUGUUUCACUAGUUUAACCUUCGUCUGCCUCUUCGUCUCCACAACCUAUCAGUUGGUUCUCUGA
Messenger RNA from Hydatigera taeniaeformis, 573 nucleotides. NCBI's taxonomy places the organism in Eukaryota, Metazoa, Platyhelminthes, Cestoda, Cyclophyllidea, Taeniidae. The record is from the annotation of a GenBank genome assembly.